GCCCUAGCAGGUGAGGCCUCCCGUCGCGGAGAUAGCUACCGCUUGUCAACCGCGACGUCGAAAGGGGGACAAGACGGCAGCUUCGUUUGGUUCUGACGUUCAGCCUCUGCGUUGUACUGCAUGCCCACGGUUUCACGAAGCCUUCCACAGCAGCGAUGGACACCAACGGCUCGUUCACCUCAUCUUUUCUUCGUCUGAAUGUAUUCGUUCAAUUCUUUGUCGCUGUCACUGUAAUAUCCCUCUGUACGAGGGUGUUUUCGGGUCACUUGUUCACUGUGGCCAAAAACGGCCGACAACAUGAAAUUGCGCCGCCAACACUGCCACACUGGACCCCGGGACUUCGUCAUGCUCUGCGCAUGGCCUACAGCGCUAAAAGAUUCCUUGCUCAGUCUCUGAACAAGUAUGGUGACGGCACACCUUUCUUCAUUGAUGCUGCCGGUGAAAAGCUGCUCAUUGUGCUCAAUCCAGAACAUGUGAGGAAGAUCCUGCGUUCAUCGAGCGAGCUGGAUGCAAACCCAUUUGUACACGAGAAGAUCUUGGGCCAAUUGAUGGGAAGUCCCCAAUCAGCCAUUGACUACUACAAAUCUCCAGAGAGCACCGUGGAUCACGAUCAAAUGAUGCAAGUCAGACAGCACACAUCUGGCUCUGCGCUGUCUUCACUGGAUGAUAAACUCUUCGACACGCUGAAGCACAAUAUCACAAAAUCAUAUGUUGAGGCAAGUGGCGAUAAAUGGACCGACAUCCCAGAUCUGUAUGCAUUCUUCGAAGACCAAGCCACGCGUGCCGUCGCAGAGACCUUACUCGGCUCCGCCAUCGUCGACAGCUACCCCUCCUUCGCCGAAGACCUAUGGACAUUCAUCGAAAGCACCGAUACCCUCCUCCUAGGCCUGCCGCGGUUUAUGGCAUCAGAAGCCUACGGCGCACGAGACCGCCUACUAUCGCACUUCAAAACCUGGGGCAGACAAGCUGACGAGUUGCGCAAACAAGACAAAGUCAAUACCCAAUGGGACCCCAUCGCCGGCUCAACACUCAUGCAAGAGCGCGAAAAAUUGUACUCCUCUCUCCCCGGCCACGGUGAAGACGGCCGAGCAGCCCAGACCCUUGGCCUCCUCUACGCAGGAACAAGUCUCAUGGUCCCCGUGACAUUCUGGUUUUUCUACGAAACCCUGCGCAACCCAUCACUCCGCACCCGCGUAUACUCUGAACUCACUUCGCACCGCGACCUCACGACUUCAAAAUACGACUUCGCACAGUUGAGCGCUACACCCUUCCUGCAAUCUCUCUAUGCAGAAUCCGCCCGCAAAUACAGCGCCAGCCUCGUCGCACGCCAAGUCAUCUCCCCUGUUUUCGCUCUUGACGAUCGUUACAUCGUCAAGCAAGGCACUACAGUCCUGAUCCCCAGUAAAUUCGCCGGCCAGUACACUGCAGCAUGGGCGUCCGUGCGCCCCGCACUCGUCUCCAAACCUUUAAGUGAAUUCUGGGCCGAGCGAUUCUUGGUCACCGGUACUGCAGGGAAGGAGCGCUUCAGCGACGCAGGGUUGGCAGGGAACUGGACGAGUUUCGGGGGUGGCGAGCAUAAGUGUCCUGGAAGGUUCUUUGCAAGGGAUAUUGGGAUUGUGGCGUUGGCGAUUCUGUUUGGGGAGUUUGAGGUCGAGAUGGUGGAUCCGGAGGGUGCGAGGAAGUUGGAUCCUGUGAGCAGGAGGGAGGCGUUUGGGACGAUGAGGCCGGGUGGGAAGGUCGCUGCGCGGAUACGCAGGAGACACGAGUGAGAAAGCCAGUGUACUUUGAGCUUAUUGGAUUGAUCUAACA
Molecule: messenger RNA, 1809 nt
Organism: Macroventuria anomochaeta
Lineage: Eukaryota; Fungi; Ascomycota; Dothideomycetes; Pleosporales; Didymellaceae
Product: cytochrome P450
Exons: 2
Coding region: 156-1769 (537 amino acids)
Molecular function (GO): heme binding; oxidoreductase activity, acting on paired donors, with incorporation or reduction of molecular oxygen; steroid hydroxylase activity
Source: RefSeq, a predicted model, not a curated record